This is a messenger RNA of Ipomoea nil (Japanese morning glory), 1136 nucleotides long. Its product is annotated as dehydration-responsive element-binding protein 1A-like. The record is from RefSeq and is a predicted model, not a curated record. The transcript is spliced from 2 exons. Gene Ontology annotation, biological process: regulation of DNA-templated transcription. The coding region runs from base 112 to 891 and encodes 259 amino acids. NCBI's taxonomy places the organism in Eukaryota, Viridiplantae, Streptophyta, Magnoliopsida, Solanales, Convolvulaceae. Gene Ontology annotation, molecular function: DNA binding; DNA-binding transcription factor activity.
AAUUAGUUCAUACACACUCCAUCUCUAUUGAUUACUUUACUAAGUACCGCCGUCGUUUAAGUACCUACUACUUCGAUCUACUAGUCUCCAUCACUCAAGAUUGAUCUAUAUAUGGAUAUGGAUAUAGUUGGGAAUUAUUAUUCUGGGAAUUUUCUAAGUGCUGUCGCUGCGGCGUCGAGUUUUUGGUCGCCGGAAAUGGGUGGAGCAGUGUCUUCGCCGCUGUCGUCUUCUGAUACUGGAAGUUGCAGCAGCGCUGCUAUGAAAGCGAAUUUCUCGGAUGAAGAGGUGCUGUUGGCUUCUAAUAAUCCGAAGAAACGCGCUGGGAGGAAGAAGUUCCGGGAGACUCGACACCCGGUGUACCGGGGAGUGAGGAGGAGGAACUCCGGGAAGUGGGUGUGUGAGGUGAGGGAGCCCAACAAGAAGUCCAGGAUAUGGCUGGGAACUUUCCCCACGGCUGAAAUGGCGGCUAGAGCUCAUGACGUGGCCGCCAUCGCUCUCAGAGGCCGCUCCGCUUGUCUCAACUUCGCCGACUCGGCUUGGAGACUUCCCAUCCCGGCGUCCGCCGACCCAAAGGACAUCCAGAAAGCUGCUGCGGAGGCGGCGGAGGCAUUCCGUCCGGUGGCAGCAGCAAACCAAAACGAACGGAUUAUUAUUGUAGAAGCUGAAGAAGAAGAAGAAGAAGAGUGCAACAGUAGUAGGCAAGAGGAACAAGUGACGACCACCACCGAAAACGUGUUCUUCAUGGACGAGGAUGCGCUUUUCGAUAUGCCCGGAUUGCUUGCUGACAUGGCUGAAGCCCUGAUGCUACCUCCACCUCAAUGCGCAGUAGUGGACCGUACCAAUGACGUGGAGCUUGAUGCUGACGUGUCACUCUGGUCUUACUCCAUUUAAAAUGCAAAAUUAGGAUGUAUGUGAGUUGAAUGUCGUCCAUUGUCCACUCCACCUACUAGUCUCUAGACUCUAGUUAUAUGAACAGGAGGGAUGCCUGCCUUUCAACAAAAGAAAAGCGUCCAUUCCUAUUCUAUUCUAUGUAGGAUUAGCUACUACCCGUACUUCAUUUUUUGAGGUUGUACGGCUUCAUUGUAAAAUAUCCGAUACCAAGGCUUGAAUGAAUUACAUCCAAACUCUUUCCUCAA